Molecule: messenger RNA, 1342 nt
Organism: Medicago truncatula (barrel medic)
Lineage: Eukaryota; Viridiplantae; Streptophyta; Magnoliopsida; Fabales; Fabaceae
Product: mitogen-activated protein kinase kinase kinase 17
Exons: 1
Coding region: 21-1223 (400 amino acids)
Biological process (GO): signal transduction; protein phosphorylation
Molecular function (GO): protein kinase activity; ATP binding
Source: RefSeq, a predicted model, not a curated record
CAUAGCCUUAAACACAAAAUAUGGAGAUGGAGUGGACUAGAGGCAACAUCAUCGGACAUGGCUCAUCCGCCACCGUCUACCUCGCCACCUCUCGUCGCUCCACCGAUGUCUCCGCGGUUAAAUCAGCGGAGACAUCACUACCAAACUCAAACCAACUCCAGAGUGAACAAAGAAUUCUUUCUUCUCUGUCCUCUCCUUACAUAGUUACCUACAAAGGUUGCAACUUUUCAAAGGAGAAUAACAAGCACUUGUUCAACCUCUUCAUGGAGUACAUGCCCUUUGGAAAUCUCUCUCAGGUGACUUGCCGGAACGGUGGCCGGCUCAACGAGGCGAUGAUAGCAUACUACACAAGACAAAUUGUGGAAGGACUUGAGUACUUACAUUCAAAAGAUGUAGUGCAUUGUGAUAUCAAAGGUAGUAACAUAUUGGUAUGUGAAAAAGGAGUUAAAAUAGGAGACUUUGGUUGUGCAAAGAUGAUCGAUGAAAUUGCGCCAGCUGCCGGAACACCGAUGUAUAUGGCGCCGGAGGUGGCGCGCGGCGAAGAACAAGGGUUCCCUUGUGAUGUUUGGUCACUUGGUUGCACUAUUGUUGAAAUGGCAACUGGUUUUUCACCUUGGUCCAAUGUGGAAGACUCUGUUCAUGUUCUGUAUCGUGUUGCAUAUUCUGACGAAGUUCCUAUGAUUCCUUGUUUUUUAUCUGAACAAGCAAAGGAUUUCUUGGAGAAGUGCUUAAGGAGGGAUUCUAAGGAGAGGUGGAGUUGUAGUCAAUUGUUGAAGCAUCAAUUUCUUGAUUGUGGUGUUGAGAAAAUUGAAGAAUUUGAUUCAUGUUCACCAACUAGUAUUCUUGAACAGGGCUUUUGGAAUUGUGAUGAAGGGUCAGAAAGUUUCUUUUUUGAUGAUUUGGGUAAGAUUAAUUUUGUGAAUUGUCCUGUUGGUAGGAUAAAAAAGCUAGCUUUGUGUUCAAGGGAUCCAUGUUGGAAAUGGGGUGAUGAGAAUUGGAUUACAACUAGAGAGAAUGAUGCAGAUGCAGGGUCUUCAAUUAGUGAUGAAUUGGAUUUUGAUGAGUUAGAGAAAAGUGAUUUUAGUGGUAGAAUUAGUGGUGAUUAUUUUGGUUAUGAUUAUUCUAAUUGUAAGAUUAGGGAUGUUAGUUAUGUAGCUAAUAGCCUUAAUUUUGGGAGAGGCAUUGGAAGGUUGAUGCCCCAAUCAACAUUAGAUUUUUUAUAAUUUGGUUAUUUGGGAACAUUUUUUGUUAUGAUUUAAAACACUCAUAUUACAAACUUGCCAUUGUAAUUUCUAUUGCAGUUAAUGUUUUAGACACUUUUUUGGCCACUAGCCUAACUAAA